AUGAGCAAAUACAGCGCACUGAUCCUGCUUUUAACAAUAAUCUCCGGUUUCUGCGAAGGAGAAAAUCGUACGCGUGGCUGGCUGCCGGAGUUCUGUGUCUUCGGCGAGCAAAAGUGUCCCAAUUCACGAGUUUCGUUUUGGCUUUACACCAACCAAACACGCUACGAUCCCAAACAAUUAGAUCCUUUGAACCCGCAAAAGGAUUUCUUCGAGCCGCGUCUGCCACUAAAGAUACUCAUCCAUGGAUUUGUUGGAAGCAGGAACUUGACUCCAAAUUUGGAAGUUAGGGAUGUGCUGCUCCAAACUCAGCCUGUAAAUGUGAUAUCGGUGGACUAUGGGACAUUGGUGCGCUGGCCAUGUUAUUAUCCUUGGGCCGUGAAUAAUGCACCAAUUGUCUCUGAGUGCCUGGCCCAGAUGAUAAAUAAUCUAAUCUCAGCUGGCAUCAGCAGACGAGAGGAUAUUCACUUGAUAGGCUUCAGCUUGGGAGCCCAAGUGGCUGGAAUGGUGGCUAACUACGUGAGCCAACCUCUGGCUAGGAUUACUGGACUAGAUCCUGCGGGUCCUGGCUUCAUGAUGCAGCCCUCGAUGCAGCAAAAGCUGGAUGCCAGUGACGCCGACUUUGUGGACAUCAUACACACCGAUCCGUUCUUCUUUUCCAUGCUGCCGCCAAUGGGUCAUGCAGACUUCUACCCCAAUCUCGACCAGCUAAAUCAACGGGGGUGCAGCUACAUCAGCAACUGGAGAUUCUACAACUGUAAUCAUUACCGGGCAGCCGUAUACUACGGCGAGUCGAUAACAUCGAGAAGAGGUUUUUGGGCCCAGCAAUGCGGCGGAUGGUUCGAUUUCUUCUCGCAGCGGUGCAGCCACUACUCCAACAUGCCCAAUACCCAAAUGGGUUACUUCGUCGCAGAAGAUGCCUCGGGCUCGUACUUUCUCACCACCAACGAGGUUGCUCCUUUUGCCAAAGGACCUCUUGUUGAAGUCGAGUUUGAAGUUUCGGAACUUCGCAAUUUCACGGAAAUUUAA
Messenger RNA from Drosophila erecta, 1026 nucleotides. RefSeq names its product inactive pancreatic lipase-related protein 1. The transcript is spliced from 3 exons. Gene Ontology annotation, biological process: lipid metabolic process. The coding region runs from base 1 to 1026 and encodes 341 amino acids. The record is from RefSeq and is a predicted model, not a curated record. NCBI's taxonomy places the organism in Eukaryota, Metazoa, Arthropoda, Insecta, Diptera, Drosophilidae. Gene Ontology annotation, molecular function: lipase activity.